AUGUGCCCCCGACGGCUGGCCGUGUGGGCCGCCCUGGCAGCGAAGCUCCGGGGCUUCCAAUCUGCAGUGCCACCCGAGGAGGCGCGGGCGCUGGGGCGCUUCUUGGAGACGUUUCCGGAGCUGAGCAAAGACCCGGAGCUCUCGCCGCUGGUCCUCAGCUACACCUUGGCCCUGCUCUUCGCGCCCAGCUCGCACCUCGCGAACACAGCGCCGGCGCCGAAGGCUCCGCGCGGCGCCGGCGAGGGAACGACGGAGGUGCUGCGUUCGUCGCCCUUCUGCAGUUCCCAGGCUCUGCUGGCUCUGCCCAGCUGCGCCUUGCCGCGGCGCGGAAGGCGCGGCGCGCAGCGGCCGCGCCGCAGCCGGGUUCCGCCGCCGCCGCAGCCGUCGGGCGAGGUGCUGCUGCCGCUGCCCUGCGUCUUCUGCAAAGCCUCACAGGGAGUCACCCGACAAGGACGACCACAGUGUGCCUGCGGUGCUGAGUUGCUGACGCUGGAGUGGUCGCUGCUGGACGCGCCGCUGCUGGACAUCUGGGCGACGCGGCAGGUGCUGAAGCCGCAGGAGCUGCUCCGCAUCAUGGCCCGCCUGCGCCGCUCGAAAGUGAAAAAAAGAUAA
This is a messenger RNA of Effrenium voratum, 612 nucleotides long. Lineage: Eukaryota; Dinophyceae; Suessiales; Symbiodiniaceae. The record is from the annotation of a GenBank genome assembly.